Molecule: messenger RNA, 1380 nt
Organism: Dovyalis caffra
Lineage: Eukaryota; Viridiplantae; Streptophyta; Magnoliopsida; Malpighiales; Salicaceae
Source: the annotation of a GenBank genome assembly
AUGCCACCACCACAACUUCCUCCACAAAUUUCCUGCCAAGUGGCCGUGAUCGGUGCUGGAGCAGCCGGCCUCGUCGCUGCCCGUGAGCUCCGAAGAGAGGGUCAUGACGUUGUAGUCUUUGAAAGAGACAACCAAGUGGGUGGCACAUGGGUGUACAAUCCCCUGGUCGAACACGACCCCUUAAGCCUCGAUCCGACUCGACACAUAAUUCACUCGAGUCUCUACAGCUCCCUCCGCACCAACCUCCCAAGAGAAGUAAUGGGUUUCAAAGACUAUCCGUUUAUAGCAAAAAAAGAUAAAGAGAGAGACCAGAGAAGGUUUCCGGGCCAUAGAGAGGUGUUGUUAUAUUUGCAGGAUUUUGCAAGUGAGUUUGGGAUUGAAGAAAUGGUGAGGUUUGAGACUGAAGUGGUUCAUGUGAGGCCUGUUGAGGAUAAUAUUAGAAAGUGGAAAGUGAGGUCGAAAAGGAAAACAAUUGAUAAUCAUAGGAACAUUGGUUUUGGAUUUGAUGUUGAUGAGGAGAUUUAUGAUGCUGUGGUUAUCUGUAACGGACAUUACACUGAACCUCGCAUUGCUCAAAUCCCAGGGAUCAGUUCAUGGCCAGGAAAACAAAUGCAUAGCCACAAUUAUCGUACCCCUGAGGGCUUUCAAGAUCAAGUGGUAAUUUUAAUUGGAAGUUCAGCUAGUUCUGUUGAUAUAUCCAGAGAAAUUGCUGGAGUUGCUAAAGAGGUCCAUGUUGCCUCAAGAUCAGUUGCAGAUAAAACAUAUCAAGAGCAGCCUGGAUAUGAUAACAUGUGGCUUCAUUCUAUGAUAGAAAGUGCACAUGAUGAUGGUUCUGUGGUCUUCAGAAAUGGGAGAGUUGUCCUCGCUGACAUUAUUCUACAUUGCACUGGGUACAAGUAUCACUUCCCUUUUCUUGACACCAACGGCAUUGUUACUGUGGAUGAAAAUUGUGUGGGGCCCUUGUACAAGCAUGUUUUUCCACCGGUUUUGGCCCCAUGGCUUUCGUUUGUUGGGUUACCAUGGAAGGUUGUCCCUUCCCCCUUGUGUGAACUUCAAACCAAGUGGAUUGCUGGUGUUUUAUCAGGUCGGACUGCACUUCCAUCACCUGAGGAGAUGACGGAAGAUGUUAAAGCCUUCUAUCUGACAUUAGAAGCUUCCAACAUACCCAAACACUACACUCAUAAUUUGGGUGGUUGUCAGUUUGAGUACGACAAUUGGCUUGCUUCUCAAUGCGGGUGCCCAGGGAUCGAAGAAUGGAGACAGCAAAUGUAUGAUACAACUAGCAAGAGUAAGAGGCUCCGGCCAGAGACAUACCGUGAUGAAUGGGAUGACCAUAGCCUGGUUUUGGAAGCCUACGAGUACUUCAAAAAGGAUACCUGA